CGGACAUCAAUCCAAGUAGCUUUAGAGAAGAUACAGAAGAAACUUUGCAGCUUCAACAUGAAGGCGUCUGUGUGUUUUGUGUUUGCAGUGGUUUGUUGGCUCGCAGUGCAGGCAGAGGAGUCACAAAAGAUGCUCAUGCUUGGCAAAGUUAUACAUGAACUCGACAAGAUCAAACAGGGAAUGGUCAAAACCACAACUUUGAACUCACCGACCAUCAAUGAUCUGCAGGACUGCUGUGUUGCAUCUGCUCUGGAAUGUUUUCGCUCCCAAGUGAAUCACCUGUCAGUCACUGAUAGCAAGCUAAAACGGACACAGAAGUUCAUCUUUAACGAGCUUCGCAAAAAACUCAUUGUGAACGCUGUGUCCACUUGCAAAUCUGAAGAGAAACAGGUGAGGAAAAGCAAAACAAUAAAAAUAACUGCUGGACUAUUUUGUAUAAACUGUAAUAAUUCAAUGUUACUGCAUACAGUUCUGACUUGUGCAAUGUUCUGUUUCAGAAAGCUCAGUGCAAAUCAUGUGACGCGUACAAGAAGGUUGACGACGGAAUAUUUGUGGAGAAUUUUCAAACUCUGCUGGAAAAGAUCUAUGCCAGUCAGGUGUAGAGAUGAAAGAGUGAAGAGACUGUGUGUAUGACACUACCUGACCAAGCCACAGCAGAGAAGAGGCUCACAUGCUCCGCUGCUCCUGCUGUUCUAUUUAUUGAUUAUUUAUUGAACGUUUUCUUGCUUAUUUUAACUUGAGGAUCUGUUAAAGGAUUGUUCAUAACAUGUUUUUAGGAACAGGGUAACAGCUUGUUUAGGUAAAUAAGAUAUCAGUUAUCUACAACAUGUAUUCAUUUUGUUAUACCAUCACCUUGUGGUGAGAUGCCAGCACUGCCACCCUCAUAACAGCUCCGUUCCUGGAAAGAGAGGUGGUUUCCCUGAUUAAGAUUGAGCCUUAUGCAACAACACAGGGGCUUUCGAGUAGAUUUUUCACUUUGUUAAGUAUGCUAGGAAUUUCAGUCUUAAUCUUUGUCAGGAAAACCACUCAUGUUACCAAUGUAUCGUUAAAAAGCAGAUUCCACACUUGUAUGUCUCACACUGAGAUGCUUAAUAUAUUUUUGGAUUAUAUUUAUUUAUCAUUAAAAGAUUUCUAUAAGUUUACAUCAUGGUUGUGAUGGUUAUUUGGGGUGGACUUUGAAUUCUCUGUGCAUUUUAAAUCUUUAGUGCCUGAGCAGAUGUGACAGAAACAUCAUGAAUGGUGAAGUGUUUGCUCUCACCUAACACUAAA
Messenger RNA from Labeo rohita (rohu), 1269 nucleotides. RefSeq names its product interleukin 21 (gene il21). The transcript has 5 exons. The record is from RefSeq and is a predicted model, not a curated record. Bases 58 to 633 code for a protein of 191 amino acids. Gene Ontology annotation, cellular component: extracellular region. Gene Ontology annotation, biological process: immune response. NCBI's taxonomy places the organism in Eukaryota, Metazoa, Chordata, Actinopteri, Cypriniformes, Cyprinidae. Gene Ontology annotation, molecular function: cytokine receptor binding.